Messenger RNA from Adineta steineri, 963 nucleotides. Lineage: Eukaryota; Metazoa; Rotifera; Eurotatoria; Adinetida; Adinetidae. The record is from the annotation of a GenBank genome assembly.
AUGGGCCUUUGCAAAUGUCCUCAACGCAAAGUGUCUACUUUAUUUUGUUUUAAACAUCAUGUUAAUGUUUGUGAAUCGUGUCUUGUUAGUGAACAUCCACAUUGUAUUGUACGUUCAUAUGUAUCUUGGUUACAAGAUAAUGAUUUUAAUCCUAAUUGUGCUCUAUGUCAACGAUCAUUAAAUGAUAGUGAUGAUGAAGAAAUGAUACGUCUGAUUUGUUAUGAUUUAUUUCAUUGGUCAUGUUUAAAUGCAUAUUUUCAUUCAUUUCCAAAUCAUACAGCACCUGAUGGAUACACAUGUCCAACUUGUCAUACAUGUGUAUUUCCACCAGCAAACCUUGUUUCACCUGUUGCUGAUCAAGUACGAGCUAAAUUAGCGACAGUGAAUUGGGCAAAUAGAUUACCUAUGUUAUCAGUAAAUGAUUUAACUUUAAAUCAAGAUAAACAACAUCAAUUAUUAACUGAAACAGAAAAUAAUGGUUAUGUAAUUGUUAAUCCAACUAAUAGUGGCAAUAAUAGUAAACAAUCAAGUGGAUUAUCACAUCAUCCACAUCAUAGAUCUAUCGAUAUGAUACAAGGAACAACAGUAUUAACAACAAGACCAUUACAAAUGGAUUCCGAUGAAGAAGAUAAAUAUAAACGUCGAAGUAUUUUUACAUGGUUAGCACGAUGGUUACGUUCACAGCAAUCAACGAAUCGUAAAGGUGCUUUAACUAGUAAUCGUACACAAAUAUCACGUACUCGUUUUACAAUUUAUAUGAUAUUAGUUGUUCUAUUUAUUUUUCUAACAAUUUUAACAGUAUUAUAUCAUUUAACACGUGGUGAUAAUAAUGAAAAUUUCGAUCGUAUUAAUGAUCCACAAUUUAAUCCAUUAAAUAAUCCAUUUAUUCGUGUUGGCAAUCGUUUAUUAAAAAAUCCUUUAAAAGAUUCAAAUUCACCUUUAAACAACAAAGCUCAAUCAUAA